CGAUUACAUGAUUGUUGUAGUCGGUAGGUAGCCAAUCAAAACCGUUCGCCGUUCAUUGUAUUUUCGACUUUCAUAAGUACCACAUGGACAAACAUACCGUGAUGUGCACCACGUUCAUACGGUUGCGCGCUCUCGCAACUGAAAUUCAUGUGCAAACGACUCUAUGACAGUCGCACAAGUUGGACCAUAAACUGUACUUCAAAAUUAACUCCAGCCGGCAUCUGCAGGAGCUUCUCUUGCAACUGUAACGUAACGGGUUUGCUGUCAGAAUCCGUCAUGCCGAUAUCCCCCAACCACAUCAUGAUACCGGGGAUGGAUUCCACAUGGGAUCCCCGAUACGUUUGGGUUGACGCCUGGUGAUGAAGUCCAGGGAUGAGUCGGCGAGAAUUCGCGAAGCUCGCGCUCCUACUAUAUUGCCACUCGCGAACCACGGUGAUGAAAGCAACUUCGUUCUUCCCCAUCCAACUUCCUGCCCAUUGAUGGCGUCUUUCAGACGCUGGUUCCUAGCGGCUCUCGCUGCAUCUGUCGUCACGGCCGAGCAAGUUCAGAAAUCAGGCUUGCAACUUCCCGCCAGUGCCGCCGCCCACCAGGAAGCAGUCAAGGAUCUUUUUGUCACGAGCUACGAGGCUUACCAGACGUAUGCCUGGGGGCAUGAUGAUCUGUUGCCCAUUUCAAAAAAGUACUUUGAUGGACGGAACGGAUGGGGCGCUUCUAUUGCCGACGCUAUGGGCACUAUGUGGAUUAUGGGGUUGACAGACUGGUUUGAAAAAGCUGUCGAGCACACUGCUAACACCAACUUUACCGUUUCGCAAACUUCUGACACCGUCAGUCUGUUUGAAACUACUAUUCGUUAUGUUGGAGGCUUCCUAAGUGCGUAUGAGCUCAGCGGGGAGAAGUAUCCGGUUCUGGUUGAAAAGGCCCAGGACCUCGCCGAUCAAAUGGCCUAUGCAUGGGUUGCGGCAAACCAAUCUAUUCCGUAUGGUUAUAUAGACUUUACGGACCACCAACCCACCCUCGACACUUCAAACAUCGCCGAGGCUGGUACACUUACCCUGGAGUGGAAUCGUCUCAGUAAGCAUACCGGAAAUUCCACGUACCGGGAAUUGGCUGAGAAAUCUGUUCAAUUUAUGAUUCAAAUGCCGGCCCCUCUCCCCGGUAUGCCUGCUCAAGGCAUCAAUCCAAAGACUGGUGAUUCUAUCGGUGGGUAUGUGACUUGGGGCGGAGGUUCUGACUCUUACUUCGAAUAUCUGAUAAAAUAUGCCCGCCUUACAAAUACCGACGACAACUCGUAUGCCGAUGCGUGGUUGACCGCCGUUGAUACCUCCAUGAAGACGCUCCUAAGAACUUCAACUGUCGAUGACUGGCUGUACCUUGCUGAUUAUGACGAUAACAAGAACAUUCGUCAUGUGGGGUCUCACUUAGCUUGCUUCUACGGAGGCAACUGGAUUCUUGGCGGCAAACUCACCAACAAUGACACAUUGGUUAAUCUUGGUCUUCAGCUCACCGAUGCAUGCUGGAACACAUAUGCGAGCACUGCUACUGGUAUUGGCCCUGAAGUUUUCGCAUACAAGUCCAGCGACGGCAACUACACCGGUAACAGUGCUCCUAACCAAGAUCAACUCGAUUUCUACGACAAGCAUGGCUUUUAUAUCACCAGUGCCGAUUACUAUCUUCGUCCUGAAGUCCUUGAGUCGAACUUCUAUGCUUGGCGUGUGACUGGUGAUACCAAGUACCUCGACAAUGCUGCUAGUGCCACUAGCAACUUCAAGAAGUACCUGUCUACAACUGUUGCUUACACAGGUAUCUGGGACGUUAACAACGUGGAUUCCACCAAAAUCGAUGACAUGGAAAGUUUCUGGUUCGCCGAGGUCCUCAAGUACCUCUACUUGACAUUUGACGACCCCGAUCACAUCUCGCUUGAUGACUGGGUCUUCAACACGGAGUGCCACCCUUUCAAGGCGCCGCCUGCCAAAGCCUGUUAUGGCUCGGGCAACCUUGUGCCAUCUAAACCAUUCUCCCCGGAGAGCCCCAUCAGCGUUCCUCUACCAGCUAUUUCGCCGAUCCCUGCGCUCCUAUAGAGUCUAGUAUCCUAAUGGUCAUUGAUUGUUUAGAGUUGGUUCUAACAUUACAUUGCCCGGACAUAUCACCUUGCAUGAGCAGUCCUUCGUUUAUUGUUAUCGUUAUUUUAGCUCGAACAAUACCUCUCGUUGACAUUUUGACUUGCAAGAGUAGCUUUCGUUAAUUGAUGAUACUAUCCUUUGAUUUUGAGAUUUCAUGGGCAGUCAUUAGCAUUGCUAAACAAUAGAGCUCUGUUUAUGAAAAGGAUAAACUUUG
Molecule: messenger RNA, 2334 nt
Organism: Suillus paluster
Lineage: Eukaryota; Fungi; Basidiomycota; Agaricomycetes; Boletales; Suillaceae
Product: glycoside hydrolase family 47 protein
Exons: 17
Coding region: 360-2078 (572 amino acids)
Biological process (GO): carbohydrate metabolic process; N-glycan processing
Cellular component (GO): Golgi membrane; endoplasmic reticulum
Molecular function (GO): mannosyl-oligosaccharide 1,2-alpha-mannosidase activity; calcium ion binding
Source: RefSeq, a predicted model, not a curated record